This is a messenger RNA of Castor canadensis (American beaver), 4248 nucleotides long. The record is from RefSeq and is a predicted model, not a curated record. NCBI's taxonomy places the organism in Eukaryota, Metazoa, Chordata, Mammalia, Rodentia, Castoridae.
GGAGAAAGGGGUGGGGUGGGGGGGCAGUGGGAGCCAGCGUCCAGAGUGCCAGGGACCGAGCAGGGUCAGCCGGACCCCUGGCGGGGUGACCGGGAAAGGCUAUUGGACCAGCCUUUGGCAGAGGCACUACACCUUUUCCAGACCCCCAAGACCUGUUCACCUCUGCCACGUGAGGCCUGAGGGAAUGCUGGCUGCUCUUUGGUUGGGCAUUGGUGCUUCUGAACCAAGCUGGGAAGAUUGGCGGGCCCAGCCCUGGCCCAUCCCAGGGCCGUCGGAAGCUGCAGGCUGAUUUCUGUGCAGAUUUCCACACAGCCUCCACCCCCUCAGAGACUGGCUUUCCUGCUUGUGGUGGCAGCGCACAAAGCACCUUGAGGGUGUAUCCAUCAGCAUCUGGCCAAGAGCUCACUGCCUGGGACAACAGACGUUUUCCCCAGGACCCAGAACCCUCCAAGGGGCUAAGGCAUGGCUCGCUGACACACAGUUGGACCAGUCUCCCUGCUUUUCACUGAAUUCCUGAGCUUAGAGCCCUGGCCCAGCUGCCAGCAUGGGUCGAGAACAGGACCUUAUCGUUGCUGUCAAGAAUGGAGAUGUGACCUGUGUCCAGAAACUGGUGGCCAAGGUCAAGGCUUCAAAGACAAAGCUCCUUGGCAGCACGAAGAGACUCAAUGUCAACUACCAGGAUGCUGAUGGAUUCUCUGCUCUCCACCAUGCCGCCUUGGGAGGUAGCCUGGAGCUCAUAGCCUUACUGCUGGAGGCUCAGGCCACCGUUGACAUCAAAGACAGCAAUGGUAUGCGUCCACUGCACUACGCAGCCUGGCAGGGCCGGUUGGAGCCUGUGAGGCUGCUGCUGCGGGCCUCUGCGGCUGUCAACACUGCCUCACUGGACGGGCAGAUCCCUCUGCACCUGGCCGCACAGUACGGACACUAUGAGGUGUCAGAAAUGCUCCUCCAGCAUCAGUCCAACCCAUGCCUAGUCAACAAGGCCAAGAAGACACCUCUGGACCUGGCCUGUGAAUUCGGGCGGCUCAAGGUGGCCCAGCUGCUACUGAACAGCCACUUAUGUGUGGCGUUACUGGAAGGUGAGGCCAAGGACCCAUGUGACCCCAACUACACUACGCCACUGCAUUUGGCUGCUAAGAAUGGCCACAGAGAAGUCAUCAGGCAACUCCUGAGAGCUGGGAUUGAGAUCAACCGUCAGACCAAGACAGGCACGGCGCUCCAUGAGGCUGCAUUAUAUGGCAAGACCGAGGUGGUGCGGCUGCUCCUGGAGGGAGGCGUAGACGUGAACAUCCGGAACACAUAUAACCAGACUGCACUGGACAUUGUGAACCAAUUCACCACCUCCCAGGCCAGCCGGGAGAUCAAGCAGCUACUUCGGGAAGCUUCGGGGAUCCUGAAGGUCCGAGCGCUCAAGGAUUUCUGGAACCUCCAUGAUCCCACUGCUCUCAAUGUCCGAGCAGGGGAUGUCAUCACGGUGCUUGAACAGCAUCCAGAUGGCCGCUGGAAGGGCCACAUCCAUGAGAGCCAAAGAGGCACAGACCGCGUGGGCUACUUCCCACCAGGCAUCGUGGAGGUGGUCAGCAAGCGGGUGGGCAUCCCUGUGCCCCGUCUUCCCUCUGCGUCCACCCCCUUGCGCCCAGGCUUCUCCCGGACACCACAGCUUCCUGUCGAUGACCCCCUGCACUCUCUUACCUAUGGCCAGCUCCCUCGGGUGGGCCUCAGCCCAGACAGCCCAGCAGGUGACAGGAAUAGCGUGGGCAGUGAGGGCAGUGUGGGCAGCAUCCGCAGUGCUGGCAGCGGGCAGAGUUCCGAGGGCACCAAUGGCCACAGCACUGGCCUCCUUAUUGAGAAUGCCCAGCCGCUGCCCUCUGCCGGAGAGGACCAGGUGCUGCCAAGACUGCACGCCCCACCUCUGGCAGACAACCUGGGCCACCGCCCUCUGGCCAGCCACCGCUCUGGGGAGAUCUUCACCCAGGAUGUGAGGCCUGAGCAGCUGCUGGAAGGGAAGGAUGCACAGGCCAUUCAUAACUGGCUGAGCGAAUUCCAGCUGGAGGGCUACACUGCCCAUUUUCUUCAGGCUGGCUAUGACGUGCCAACCAUCAGUCGCAUGACGCCUGAGGAUUUGACAGCCAUUGGAGUGACCAAGCCUGGGCACAGGAAGAAGAUCGCUUCAGAGAUUGCCCAGCUCAGCAUCUCCGAAUGGCUGCCCAGUUACAUCCCGACGGACCUGCUGGAGUGGCUGUGUGCACUCGGGCUGCCACAGUAUCACAAGCAGCUGGUGAGCAGCGGCUAUGACUCUAUGGGGCUGGUGGCCGAUCUCACCUGGGAGGAGCUGCAGGAGAUAGGUGUCAACAAGCUGGGGCACCAGAAGAAGCUUAUGCUGGGUGUGAAGCGGUUGGCAGAGCUUCGGCGGAGCCUGCUACAAGGAGAGGCCCUAGGCGAAGGCGGGUGCCGGCUGGCCAGGGGUCCAGAGCUGAUGGCCAUUGAGGGGCUGGAGAAUGGGGAGGGUCCAGCCGUGGCUGGCCCACGCCUCCUCACCUUUCAGGGUAGUGAGCUGAGCCCAGAGCUACAGGCAGCAAUGGCAGGGGGUGGCCCUGAACCGCUUCCCCUGCCCCCUGCCCGUUCCCCCAGCCAGGAGAGCAUUGGAGCACGCUCACGGGGAUCUGGUCACUCACAAGAACAGCCUGCCCCCCAGCCCAGUGGUGGAGAGCCCAUCACUCCACAGGAGAGGAACCUUCCAGAGGGCACAGAGCGCCCUUCCAAGCUUUGCUCCCCACUUUCUGGCCAAGGACCUGCCCCUUAUGUUUUUAUGUGCCCCCAGGGCUCACCCUCCAGCCCAGCCCCAGGGCCACCUCCUGGUGCACCCCGGGCCUUCUCCUACUUGGCUGGCCCUCUUGCCACUCCCCCAGACCCACCUCGGCCCAAACGCCGGUCCCACAGCCUGAGCCGCCCUGGCCCUGCUGAAGGAGAAGCUGAAGGGGAGGCUGAAGGGCCAAUGGGCAGUGCCUUGGGCAGUUAUGCUACCCUCACUCGGCGACCAGGACGCAGUGCCCUUGCUCGGACCAGUCCUAGCCCAACCCCAACUCGAGGGACCUCCCGCAGCCAGUCCUUUGCCCUCCGGGCCCGUCGUAAGGGCCCCCCUCCGCCACCCCCCAAGCGCCUCAGCUCAGUUUCUGGCCCUACAGAGCCACUGCCACUAGAUGGGAGCCCAGGGCCCAAGGAGGGGGCAACAGGGCCCCGAAGGAGAACACUGAGUGAACCAAGUGGGCCCUUAGAGCCCCCUGGCCCACCCACCCCAGCUGGCCCAGCAUCUGACACAGAAGAGGAGGAUCCUGUCUCUGAGGGAACACCCCCAUCUCGGGGCAGCUCAGGGGAAGGGCUGCCAUUUGCAGAGGAGGGGAACCUGACUAUCAAGCAGCGGCCGAAACCAGCUGGCCCCCCACCCCGGGAGACCCCCGUGCCCCUGGGCCUCGACUUCAACCUCACAGAGUCAGACACUGUCAAGCGGAGGCCCAAAUGCAGGGAGAGAGAGCCACUACAGACAGCACUGUUGGCCUUUGGGAUGGCAGGUGCCACCCCUAGCUCCUCUGCACCCCUGCCUUCCCAAGCCCCCAGCGAGGCCUCCUCUUCAGCCUCCUCCAGCCCUUUGCGGCCUGAACCCAGCAGCCUUGCAAAUCAAGGAUCUCUAGCCCCUCUUACCCCUGCAACACAGUCCCCAGUGCCCUGUGCUGGCCCAAGUCUGGAACACUCAGCAAGCAGGCAAAAUGUGGAGACCGAACACCUGGCUGCCCCCACUGCCCUCCUCAAGGUGCCUGGAGCAGGUAGAAAGCAAUGCCUGUGGGAAGGAGGUACUGUGUGCUGGGUUGUGUCCAGCCCAGCCAAGUCACAAGCCAACCUUUUUGUCUCUACAGGAACAGGCCCCAAGCCUGUGUCUGUGGCCUGCACUCAGCUGGCAUUUUCUGGCCCAAAGCUGGCUCCCCGGCUUGGCCCCCGGCCAGUGCCCCCUCCAAGGCCUGAGAACACUGGGGCUAUGGGCCCAGGUAGGGCCCAGCAGAGACUGGAGCAGACCAGCUCAUCCCUGGCAGCUGCACUGAGGGCAGCCGAGAAGAGCAUUGGCGCUGAGGAACAAGAGGGCCCCUCUGGGACCUCCACCAAGCACAUUCUGGACGACAUCAGCACCAUGUUUGAUGCCCUGGCUGACCAGCUGGAUGCCAUGCUGGAUUGAACAAGACUGGCCUGUGGCCCUCU